AAUCCGGCAUCCUUUUUCAAUCCGAGGAGAGCAGUGAGGCGGGCCAGGCCGAACUCCGGCCAGGCGGGCAGUGUGCGGCUGGACGCAUUAAGAGAGAGUGGCGGGUCAUGCGGCGCUCUGUCAUCCUCUUGGCUCUUCUGUGUGGGGCAGUGGUGGUGAGCCUAGCUGCCAAGUCACAGAGCUAUGUGGAGAGUGUCUCAGAUCCAAAGGAAUGGAAAAAACUUUUAAGAACUCGCACAAACAUUUUAGUGUUAUAUACUAGAGGUAAAGUCAAGCAGGAAAUCAACCUGGUGUUUACUGAGGUGUCCCGAGAACUGCGAGGAACUGCCACUUUGGUUCACAUUGACUGUAGUGGGGAGGGGAAAAAGUUGUGCAAAAAGAACAAAGUGGAGCCAGUUUCAUAUGUUUUGAAGCACUACAAGGAUGGAGACUUUCACAAGGACUAUGACCGUCGUGAAACCAUCCAGUCAAUGUCCACCUUCCUGCGGGAUCCAUCAGGGGAUAUCCCUUGGGAUGAAGAUGAGCAAGGGGUGGAUGUGGUGCACAUCAAUGAUGUUAAUGCUCUCACAAAACUCUUGAAAAAAGAGCGAUCAUUUAUGAUGAUGUUUUAUGCCCCAUGGUGUGGGUUUUGUAAGCGUCUGAAGCCAGACUACUCGAUGGCUGCCACGGAACUCAAGGAUACGCACACUUUGGUGGCAAUGGAUGUCAACAAACCAGAGAACUCAGCUGCCAGGAUAAAAUACAACAUUACUGGCUUUCCAACACUAAUGUACUUUGAAGACGGAGCACCCAAAUAUACCUAUGAGGGGGAAAAUAACAAGGCUGGCAUUGUAGCUUUCAUGAAGAACCCUGGCAAAGCCCCAGAGAAGCCCAAGGAAGAAGUGUGGUCAGACACCCCAAGUGAUGUCAUUCACCUUACAGAUGCCACCUUCCAUGAAUUUGUAAAGGGAGAGGCGUCAGUGUUAGUGAUGUUCUAUGCUCCCUGGUGUGGCCAUUGCAAGCGUAUGAAGCCAGAGUACACAUCAGCCGCCACACUACUCAAGGAGAGAGGAAUUAUGGGUAAGCUAGCAGCAGUGGAUACCACCAAGGAGACAAAACUGGGAACUGAAUUUAGCAUCAAGGGCUAUCCAACCAUCAAAUAUUUCAGGAAUGGGGAAUUUGCCUUUGAUGUGUCCUCAGCACGGGAGAAAGACAAAAUUCUGGAGUUCAUGGCAGAUCCCAAGGAGCCCCCUCCACCACCACCACCAGAGAAGCCAUGGUCAGAGGUUGAGUCAUCUGUGGUUCAUCUGACUGAUGAAAACUAUAAGUCCUUCCUCAAGAAGAAAAAACAUGUCCUGGUCAUGUUUUAUGCCCCAUGGUGUGGUCACUGUAAGAAGGCCAAGCCUGAAUUUAUGAAUGCAGCAGACAGGUUCUCAGAUGAUCCCAAGGUUGAGUUUGCAGCAGUAGACUGCACCACUUUCCAGACCCUGUGCAGCACCAAUGAUGUCAGUGGUUACCCAACCUUCAAAUACUUUAACUACUAUAAAAACACAAAGCCCUACAACGGAGGUCGAACGGAGAUAGACUUCGUUAAGUUUAUGGAAGAUCCAGAGAAUCCCUUAAGUGGGUCUCCUCCUCCACCACCCUCACCACAGGAGGAGUGGGCAUCAGUGCAGGGUGGUGAACUCAUCCACCACCUGACAGAAGCCACCUUCGACACAUUCAUCAGUAACAAGGAAACACUAGUUAUGUUCUAUGCACCCUGGUGUGGUCAUUGUAAAGCCAUGAAGGACGACUUUGGCCAGGCAGCUGUAGAGCUUGCAGCUGAGGGUAAAAUGGGGGUGCUGGCCACAGUUGAUGCCACUGUGGAACGCAGUCUGGCCACUCGCUUCCAGAUACAUGGUUUCCCCACUCUCAAAUUCUUUAGACAUGGCCAUCUGGUCACUGAGUACAACCGUAGCCGCAAGUCUGCUGAUAUUGUGGGAUUUAUGAGAAAUCCACCCUUAAAUGGAAAAGAUGAGCUAUAGGUGGGAGCUCAUGGUUAUGGUGUUAUGAAUGCUGAGGCAGUUGUUGUUUAGCUUUUGUAGUUGAGUUGCUAGUGCUGGGAGAGUGGAUGGUGGUGGUUGGAGAGAGCUGCCUCUGGGCUCAGUCAUCUUUGCCACUCUCAGGCUGUAAUUUUUAUUAAGGACCUUAAGAUAUGAACUUCAUUGAUUAAAUGUGUGUGACUAGAUUUAUUGAAGUAUUGAAUUAUCAGUAUUGUACUCAGUGAGUCUGACUCAACCAGAUAGAAAAUUGGUUGUAUAAAUUUGAUAAUCUAACAUUUUCUCAUGUUGUCAAGAGCCCCAAUGUGGCAAUGUUGAAUUGUAGUCCGUGUUGAAGCCAGCGGUCAUUGUUCCAGAACAAGUUUAGUACAAAAUAAGAAUUAUUAAUAAGACAGAUACCAUGUGAUGAUGUAUUAAUGCAGUUUACUGCAUAUAUAAAUGGUAUAAUGCUAUUUCUAUGUUGCAGGUUCAACAAACAUUCCAUUUUGUACAUUUUAGGAGAUAUAGAACAAUAUGCACAACAUCAAGUGUAGAGCAACAUGUUUCUGUUUUUUUGGAGAUCUUAUUGGCAUUAAUUCGUCAUUGUAAGAGGAGCGCUAGCCCUUGAAGGAGUUAGUUGUUGGUGAGGGUUUUGGCACAUUUUUUUUAAAUUGAUGCAGAAGUAGGAGAUUAUACAUCUUAUUCCUCCAUGCAUGACCAUCUGGUAUUUUGGCCGUGAUUUAAAGGUGGUGCAAUAUACAUAUAUAUAUAUAUAUAUAUAUAUAUAUAUAUAUAUAUAUAUAUAUAUAUAUAUAUAUAUAUAUAUAUAUAUAUAUAUUUUAUUCUUUUAUUUUAUUUAUUUAUUUCUUUUUUACAAGUGCUUGUAUGAAAUGUACAGGAUCUUAAUGAGAAUUGUCAUCUCUCUCAAGUGUAUAGUGUUUACAAAUUCAGCACAAAAGACGUUGUAAUCUUUGUAUCGUGUCAUCUAUUUCAUCAGUGACACAAUACAGCUUUAACAGUGCUGCCAAGUUUGUGUGUCAUUACUAUUAAGGUUGCAAUCAUUAAUAUUCAGUGCUCAUUUAUAUUAAUUAACUUAUUUGUUUAAUUCUUAACUGGAUUGAAAGUGCUGUAUGAUAUUAAAUGUUUAGCUCUCACGAGGCUGAGCUGAGGUACGGAGAGUGCUUAAGGCAUUAAUAUAGAUAUAAUGAUAGACGCCAUUAACUUUAGUAUUUAUUAAGUAGAAACGUGAUAUGUAUAAAGUAGAACAUCUGCAGCACAAAUCUUUUGACAUGAACUUUACAAUAAUAGCUUCCAUUAAGACUA
Molecule: messenger RNA, 3323 nt
Organism: Scylla paramamosain (green mud crab)
Lineage: Eukaryota; Metazoa; Arthropoda; Malacostraca; Decapoda; Portunidae
Product: protein disulfide-isomerase A5-like
Exons: 12
Coding region: 108-2006 (632 amino acids)
Biological process (GO): protein folding
Cellular component (GO): endoplasmic reticulum
Molecular function (GO): protein disulfide isomerase activity
Source: RefSeq, a predicted model, not a curated record